CAAAAGGAAAGGGAAAUCAUUGUAAAUCCCAUUCAGAGCCGUAUGCAUCCUUUUGGCAAAACGGAAAAAAGACACAUGAGUGUGCGUGUCGUGUUUUUACUUUUCUUUUCCUCAGCAUUCCCGGCUUGCUCGUCCUGUCUUCUCUGCAGAAUUCAGACAUCGAUUAGUCGAGGUUUACCUGAGUUUUUUUUUUUUUUUUUUUUUUUAACCACCUUUACACCUUUCCCACCGUCGGUAAAAAACAAACAAACAUACACACUAAAAAACAAAAAAACAAAAAAACAUAAAACGAAACGACUUUUAUGAAAACAUCGGCUGCUGCUCUAUUUUGACCUGGAGAUCUGGAGAUGAAGACAGAUUUUACGCUUUUCUGUCGGACUUGGAUUGGAAUUGCAUAUGCAUCAGGUCUGGUGAUUGGCUUUUCGAUGACCCCUCCCAUCCUCGACAGCCCUAAAGACGACCUAGUGAUUCCAGUCUAUGAAACACUGACUAUUACAUGCAGGGGACAGAGCGCUCUGGCUUGGGCGUGGCCUGACAAGACUCUGGAGGGUCAGGAGCUAAAUAACCGUCAGGCCCAGCUGCUGACCACCAGCGCCCCCCAGCAGAGGGUCGCCCAGGUCAGGGAGUGUCAGGGGCAGCCAGGCAGGCCCUACUGCAAGAGGCUGGUCCUGAAGGGGGCGCUGGCCAAGGACACGGGCUACUACCGCUGCUAUUACAAGGAUGUCAAGGCUGUCAUUGAUGGCACCACUGCCGUCAACAUUUAUGUUUUCAUCAGAGACCCUGAGCAGCCCUUCCUCAAGAGAGACAACUAUGGCGGGGGCAACGCCAAUGAUGUGGAGACACUUUUCAUCACACGCUUCUCCACGCAUUUCAUCGUGCCGUGUCUGGUCACAGUUCCUGAUCUGAAUGUCACUCUUUCAGCGUUUUCGACAGAUCUGGACGGAAGUAGGAUGACAUGGGACAACAAACGAGGGUGGUCGAUUCCCAGGCAAAUCAUUGACAGCGUGCCAAUGCUCAUGCUUUGGUGUACAGCCAGACUGGAAGGCAAAGAUUAUCAAUCUACCAGCUACCUGAUCCACACCACAGGAAGUCAGGUUUACAAUGUCAAGCUGUUUCCUGAGGAUCCAGUAGAGCUGAUAGUGGGGGAGACACUCACCCUGAACUGCACCGCGUCGGUGGAGUUCGACGCUGGGGUGGACAUAAAGUGGUCAUAUCCAGGCAAACAGUGGGACAGUUUGGUGAACAUCCAGCACCACCGUGAAGCGCUGUCUCAGGCUACCGAGGCGGUUAGCGUCUUGACCAUCCCCAGCGUUAAUGUGACAGACACCGGCCCCUACAGCUGCAACAUCACCAUCAUGGACACGACACAGAUGCAGCAGACACAGGUUACAGUGCAUGAAAAGCCAUUUAUCAGCCUUCACUACAGAAGUGGUCCGUUGUUGGAGGUAACCGCCGGCCAGAAGUCUUUUAAAUUACAUGUGAAUGUGUCUGCCUACCCCACUCCUGAAACACAAUGGUUUAAAGAUGGAAAACUGGUGAACCAGCGCCCAGAGUACAAGAUGAAAAGGAUGAGGAUGCACCUGAACCACGCUUUGGAGAUCAAGGAUGUCUGUCAGGAGGAUUCUGGGUUCUACACGGUGGUGCUGAGGAACGCUGCUGCUGGACUGGAGAAGAGACUGAACAUCACACUGGUCGUCAAUGUUCCCCCACAGAUUCAUGAGAAAGAGGUGGCAGAGCCGUCCAGUCCGUACCCCAGCGGCAGCAGCCAGACUUUAACAUGCACCGCCUUCGGUCUCCCUGCUCCCAGCAUCACCUGGCAGUGGAGGGCCUGGGGUCCAUGUGUCCUCAACAGCACAAUGGUCCGACGAGACAGGAAGGGCCGGAGUGACAGGAUCGCAGACUGUCAGAACUGGCAGGACAUUAGCUCAGAAAAUGCUGUGAAUGAAAUCGAGUCCAUUGAAACAUCGAUCGAAGUUGUGGAUGGGCGACAAAAGAUAGUUAGCAGGCUUCACAUUCACAACGCCAGUGUUUCCGUCAUGUACAAGUGUUCCGCCGAAAAUAAAGUGGGAAAAGACGAGCGGCUGAUCUACUUCUAUGUAACCACCAUCCCUGAGGGCUUCAGUGUGGAGGUGCAGCCCUCGGAGAAUCCCCUAGAGCAGGAGAGAGUAUCCUUGUGUUGCAGCGCCGACAACUACACGUACGAGCAGCUGCAGUGGUACCGCCUCGACCCCCAGGCCCUGCAGGAUGAGCAGGGCAAGCCCCAGGAGCUGGACUGCAGGAGUGUACAUCUCUUUGCCGACACGCUUGAUGGCCAGCUCUCCUUUCAGGCGCCAUCCAACAGCUGGGUCCUGGAUUACACCAUCCCCUCUAUCCAGCUGCAGGAUGAGGGUCAUUAUGUGUGCGAGGCUCAGAGCAGACGGAGUGGGGAAAAACAGUGCCUGUUUAGAUACAUCUCUGUCAAAGCUCUGGAGGCUCCUCGGUACAAGCGCAGUCUCACCAACCAGACGGUUAAUGUGACUGAGUCUCUGCGGAUGGAGUGCGACGUGGAGGGCAGACCUUUACCCCGGCUCUCAUGGUUUAAAGACAACCAGCCUCUUCACCAAAUGUCAGGGAUCCAGCUGCAGGACUCAAACCGCACACUGAGUAUCCAGCGGGUGAGAGAGGAGGAUGCUGGUCUUUACACCUGCAUCGCCUGCAACAAACGCGGUUGUGUCCACUCCACAGCUGCCGUCCAUGUCAUUGGUUCGAGUGACAGGGCAAACGUGGAGAUUGUAAUCCUCAUCGGGACUGGAGUGAUCGCUGUUUUCUUCUGGGCCUUGCUGAUCCUCAUCUUCUGUAAUGUGAAAAGGGUAAAUCCAGCAGACAUAAAGACAGGCUAUCUGUCAAUCAUUAUGGACCCAGGGGAGGUGCCCAUGGAUGAGCAGUGUGAAUAUCUGCCCUACGACUCCUCGCAAUGGGAGAUCUCUCGAGACCGACUCAGACUGGGAAAGGUCUUGGGCCAUGGUGCUUUUGGGAAAGUAAUUGAGGCAUCCAUCUACGGCAUCAGCAAAAGCAGUAGUUUGGACACUGUGGCUGUGAAGAUGCUGAAGGAGGGAGCCACAGCCAGUGAGCACAAAGCCUUAAUGUCAGAGUUAAAGAUCCUGAUCCACAUUGGUAACCACCUGAAUGUAGUGAACCUGUUAGGAGCCUGCACCAAACCAAAUGGUCCACUCAUGGUGAUCGUGGAGUACUGCAAAUAUGGGAAUCUGUCCAACUUCCUACGAGCCAAGAGAGAGUUCUUCCUCCCAUACAGGGACCGCUCUCCUAAAACACAGAGUCAGGUACGACGGAUGAUCGAGGCAGGUCAAAUGGAGCAGAGAACUCGCCACCCACCGCCUCGCUAUGAGCCCCUGAGCAACGCACGGUGUCCAACUUCCAACACAUCCGGUCAGAAUCCCGCUGUGGAGAAAAUGGAGGACUUGUGGAAAACUCCUUUGACAAUAGAAGAUCUAAUUUGCUACAGUUUCCAAGUGGCUCGUGGGAUGGAGUUCUUAGCAUCUAGAAAGUGUAUCCACAGAGACCUGGCAGCCCGGAACAUUCUCCUGUCAGAGAACAACAUUGUGAAGAUCUGUGACUUCGGUCUGGCCAGAGACAUAUACAAAGACCCCGACUACGUCAGGAAAGGCAAUGCUCGUCUGCCGUUGAAGUGGAUGGCUCCUGAGAGCAUCUUUGACAAAGUCUACACCAGCCAGAGUGACGUGUGGUCUUUUGGUGUUCUCCUGUGGGAAAUCUUUUCUCUGGGUGCAUCUCCGUACCCAGGAGUGCAGAUUGAUGAAGAUUUUUGCAAGAGAUUAAAAGACGGCGUCAGAAUGCGAGCACCAGAGACAGCCUCCCCUGAAAUAUAUGGGAUCAUGCUGGCCUGCUGGCAGGGUGAACCCAAAGAGAGACCCACAUUCCCUGCCCUAGUUCAGAUUUUGGGAGACCUGCUGCAGGACAACGGCCUUCCAGAUGGGAAGGACUACAUCCCCCUGAACCACUCACAAAGCUCAGAGGAUGACGGUUUCUCUCAGGCCUCAUCACGCCUUCCGUCUGAAGAAGAACUCCGACUGACCGCCAACACUCUGCCCUCCAGGUAUUACAACUGUGUGCCUUUUGCCGGUUGUGUAUUUGUGGGACCCUCAAAAUUAUGCCAGCCCACAGUGAAGACAUUUGACGAGUUGCCCCUGGAGAUGCACCGACAGAAAGCUCCUCAGGAUAAUCAGACGGACAGCGGGAUGGUUUUGGCCUCGGAGGAAUUCGAGAGAUUUGAACAUCGACAUAGGGGAGCCACGUCAAAAAGUCGUAUUAACAGCAGCAGCAGCACAGAGCCUCUCACAGCUUCCCAUGGUUCCCUGGGUCGAAGCAGCGGCACCGGCAGCUCCAGGCACCGUCCCAACUUCUUCAGCCAGCUGUCAGGACAGACCUUUUACAACAACGAGUACGGACACCUGUCCGAGGAGGGCUUCUGCGACUUCUUCUCCUCACCAGAUGCCCCCUGCUUAGCCUCGUCUAAUGUGUAAAUCUGACCAAAGACGCAGCCGGAGAGAAAGGCGAGGGUUAAAACCACAGACAGCUCAGGUCGUAGGAGGAGGGUAGGGGUCAGGUCAUUUGCUGGAUUGGCAAUUGAUAGUCAGUCGGUGAUGAAGAUCAGGUUUGAAAUAGAAGGGCCAGGAAGUUAUUCAUCUCAGCAUCCUUCCUUUGCAUCGUGGGGCUGCAGCCUCAAAAACUGGACUCAAAUAUACUGUAUGUGCCUUAAGUUCCUCUAACCAGCCACUGGGUGGCACCAUUAUGACAGAAACAGACCCUAACUAUUUUUUAUUUACACAUUUAUAUAUUUCUAUCUUUUAUAUACAGAGUAUUCUUCCUUUAUUUGUACAAACUAUGACUUAUACAGGAAGAAAUAAAGAAAUUUAUCUCAUUACUGUUUCUCUUUGAUUGUUUCAGGUGAAUCUGUCAUUGAAGUGCAGAAGUUAUGGCACAUUCACCAAUAAUGAUGGUAAUUGGUUAAAAUCAUGAAAUGAGAGAUAUUUGUGGCUCCGUGUAAUUUCACGGAGGUGGAGACACUUGGACACACGACACCAUGAACAAGGAAUAAGUGACGAAGGUAAACAGAGGGAUGUGGGGCGAAUAAAGGAAUGAGUCACACUAAGCACCUCUUAUCAGAGCUGUACGUAAGCAUGAUGACAGCUGUGACAGCUUAACACCCUCGACACGCUCACAUCACAAAUGACAACCUGCGCGCUGAUAACUGACUGCAGACUGAUGGAAAUGAC
Sphaeramia orbicularis (orbiculate cardinalfish) is the source of this 5291-nucleotide messenger RNA. It is a transcript of the gene flt4, whose product is annotated as fms related receptor tyrosine kinase 4. Gene Ontology annotation, biological process: positive regulation of kinase activity; regulation of MAPK cascade; angiogenesis. Gene Ontology annotation, molecular function: ATP binding; transmembrane receptor protein tyrosine kinase activity; growth factor binding. Gene Ontology annotation, cellular component: plasma membrane; signaling receptor complex. Lineage: Eukaryota; Metazoa; Chordata; Actinopteri; Kurtiformes; Apogonidae. The record is from RefSeq and is a predicted model, not a curated record. The coding region runs from base 348 to 4538 and encodes 1396 amino acids. The transcript is spliced from 30 exons.